GUAGUUGAUUUGUCAAUAACCGAGGAUAAAGUUAAAUGCCGGAUUAACUAAUUCGGCAUAAUUUGAACAAGUUCGUAAAGGAAAACAGGAGUUCAGGAGCGAUGUGGCGCGUCCCAAAAGCUGGCUCUCGGGGCCGGAGCUUUUCUUGUUCAAAUGAAAGUAUUAAUACCGAGGGUUGAAACGAUUUAACCGCGGAAUACUUUUCUCGAAUAUUUUUCGAGUACUUUUCUCGAAAAUCGCACGUCUUCAUCGGGGGUAGAUCGAUCCCGAUAAUUCGUUCAUCUCGAAAAUGGCAUCGCAGAGUCAAAAUGCCGCAAAUGUGAGUACAACUGUGUCACCGGCGAAUGGUUCAUCCGGAUCAUCGACGACCAUCUCGGUCUGCACUACAAAGAUGCAGUCAUUCGCUUCUACACCAUCCUCGCAGACCUAUCAACAACAACAUUCAUCGCCUUCGUCGUCGCCGUCGCCGUCGCCGUCGCCGUCACCGUCGCCGAUGCAACAGCAACAGCAGCAGCAUCAAAUGACUCUGCAACAGCCAAACAAUGUAGAGGCACUUGACAAGAAUUCCUCUAACACGUUAAAACGUAAUCCAAAAAUGGAAUUGAGCAAAAGCGAUUUACUGAAAUUAUUAGGACAUCUGGAAGGAGAAUUGCAGGCACGGGAUAUUGUAAUAGCAGUAUUAAAGUCAGAGAAAUUGAAGCACCUAUUAAGUUCUCGAUAUUUAAGUGGAACCUCGGAUCCACAUGCAGCACUUGCUCGUGAUGUAGCAUUAGUAGGUGGUAUAAUGGGACAUGAACCAAAUCAAAUAGAUCAGCAAGUUGCUAGUUUAGAAGCUCUUGUGAUGCAACAAAGACGAAUGCAGUCUAGAAUGACCAAAGUUCUUAAGGAAGCUGAACUUAGGCACAGAGCAGUAAUCAAGGAAUUGGAGGAAGAAAAACAGAAACAUGAACACGAUACUGCCCAAGGUGAUGAUAUUACAUAUGGAUUGGAAAAGGAACGAACACGAUUGAAGAAAGAGUUAGAAUUAGAGAAGCAAGAAAAAAAAAGACUGGAACAGGAAAUAAAAAAGGCAAAUGACAGUUUAGAGGAACAGAAAGCUCGACAGAAGCAGAUAGUACUUUUGUUAUUGGCUGAACAUAAUAAAAUAAUUAUGAAGUAUAUAGAAGAAAGAAAAAGAUCAGAAGAUUUAGCAUCAGAGUUAGACGUAGAUCAAGUACGAAUAGACUACAUGGCUGAAGGACUUGAAGAAGAGAGUAAGAAGUCACUGCGAAUGGAAGCAGAAUUAGAAAAACAACUUGCACAGUUUGACAUUGAGAGACAGCAAUAUAGACAAGCAUUAGCAAAGGAAGAAAAAAGAGUUAAAGAUUUGGAAUUAGAAUUAGAGAAACUUAGAAAUGAAAUGGAUGUGUUGAAAGAGUCUCAAGCACGAGGUUCUCCAAGAGGAGUGGGUACAACUCCACCGCCUCCUCCAGUUAAACCGGCUAAUUUAGUUGCUAUGCCUACAGUUAGACCUGCUAGUGCUCCACAGACAAUUAAAGGAACAGUAUUGGGCACUGGAACACCAAUGGUUAGUAGCAAAGUCGUUCAGCCCACUGCCACGGUAUCUAGUGUUCCUGUCAGCGGUCCAACUACUGGUAUUGCUAGAUUAGUAACUCCUGGACAGGCACUACGCGGGGGCACAUACGCGCCGAAUAUAACGUCUACUACUGCAGAGACUGUGACUACUUCUGAAACCCAGGCUGUAGACCAACGUGUGGUUGUACGUGUGGUUGUACCUCCUACUCCUAAUCUCAGAGUGCACUCGAAAAAGCCACCGAUAUCUCGCGGCGUUCCUCCUCCAGUACCGCCGAAUAAACCGGUAGUACCACCUAAAAAGGAGGCUGCUUAUCUUAGGAGGACUGAGUCGUCACAGUCGACACAGGACGCCGUUAAACUUGGUAAACAAGCUGCGGCGCAUCCUGCUAGUGGAUCCACCGCUCCGCAAGUGCAUCAGGCAAUAGCGGCCUUUACUCAAGCCUCCGAUGAAGAGACAAAGCCACGUUGAUUUAACAGCGGGUAGAAAAAAGAAAGAAAAGAGUAAGCAUUACUUAAGUUUAAGAAAAGUCUGAAUCCUGUAUACCGUGAAAAAGAGAAAAAGAAUAAAAAAAUGGGUACUCGAGGUAGCGUAUUGGGAGCUACACGGCGCGGGAUCCGUAACAACGUUUCUGAAUCAACGAAAAGAAACGUACGUGCCCUGAACCACUUGUUCAUCGAUUGAUCUUACUUCGCGUGGAUAAGAUAUCGUUUCAUCUACAGUAGUGGACAAACGAUUAGAAUGGAAACGAAAGAAAUUACUUAAUUUGCGCGAGAAACACGAAUGGGAGUUUCUAGGUAUUAAGAAAGAUCUAUAGAAAUGGAUCUGAAGUCUAGAAGAAUUAUAUUUUGUUCCUGAAUAUAUUGUAUGUAACACCCAAAAAGAACAUAGAUCCUUAAGGGCAGAAGUUUCAGAUUACUUUAUUUCGUUUCAAAGGUUUGUCCAAAGUAGAAUUGGUUGUUUGACAUUUUUGCCCGCUACUGUAGAUCGCUAGAUCUCGCAAGUCGGACGGAUCCACGGAUCCACUAGCGAUAAUCGUCGACGCGACACGAACCAUGCUUGUAACAUUGUACUAUAGCCGAGAAAUCGGUACGAGAAACCGAUUAUCCGACAACUAUUUAAGGUAGACUCUUGUAGAUUCUUGUAGUUUAUUAACCGCGAGUUUUUUCCGAAUUACGUUAAAAGUCAUUAGAUAGAUUAGUAACGUUGUAACGUGUUAUACGUAAGAAGGAACGAUGCUGUUAUCAACAGUGAACGUGAAUAAUAAAUGUUUAUGCAACAGGGAACUAGACCGUGUAAUAACGUGUUAACGAAAAUAAAUACUUGUAGGUAGGGGAAGAUACGAGUGGGUCAUUUAGCGUUUAAAUUCGUUCGAGUACGAAGUAGAAUCCUUUUUAACCCUUUGCACUCGAGGGGCGACUUUCAGUCGUCGCUGGGUAUCACGUAGCAAUUCGAGAGGCGACUGAGAAACGACAGUCAUUGUUUAGAUUUCCUUGAAUCUCGUAGCGAUAUCGGUUCUUGAAUAGGUUCCUAGUCUGUAAAUUGGUAGACUUUCAAGUAGCGGUAAAUUAUUUUAUUUCCAUGACUCUUCGAUCAUGGUAGAAGAAGGUUUAUGUUUAAAUCGUUAGCUCUCUCUAAUGAAACUGUCGUCGAGUGUAAAGGGUUAAUAUAUUGCGUCUCUUUGUUAUUGUUCUCGCUUUCACAUUGGUAAUCAGCGAACGAGGUAACUGUUAUCUCUUAGAAGGCAAUGCGUAUACGAUUUAAUUAAAACUUGCUUAAGACGCUUGGAUUACAUAGUCGAGCACCGAGAACGGGCACGUUUUUACUUCUUCUUUUUUUUAUCAAGAAUAUUUUACGAACUAUCGGUUGAUACCGUUUAUCGUGGAUUCACGACUAUCGACGAUUCUAAUUUCCUUUAACUACGAUUAAAACGACUCGACGUGAGAUGACCCCAAAAGUAUAUGCUAUAAUCACUGCCUUGCCUGACAUUAUUGCGUGCAUCGCCGAUAUACAAACGUACGAUAUACCGAUGCGAAUUUUGAACGAAUUUAUUCGAGAUGAUGGUAUUACGAGGGAUAAUCAAUGUUUUACGUUGCGAGAGCUAUCGAUCGUUCCUGAGUAAACAGGCAUUUUGAAAUACCGAUCAGUCGUUGUAUUUUCGACAAUAUAUGUACUUACUGUGCGAAGUAGUAUUAUUUUAGAUUCACGCGACACCUUCGUGUCCGUUAAAACGCUCUUGAAAAAUCCAUCUACCGAUGAGAACCAGAUCUACACGUAGGAAGCCAUUUAUUUUCUACGCAUUUCUAUAAGAUAUCGAGUUGUGGCGGUUUUUCUUCAAAUUCGAACUUAUUGGAUGAAAUAAACCACGUGUACCAUUUCAAAGAGAAUUCUUUAUUCUUCGCGAUACUGUUUUUAGUUUUUGUAUCGAUUUGAAUUUUAUUGAUAUUUAAAGCUUUGAAAUUUAGUCGUCAACUAUAGGAGAAAAGUCUCUCGACGUCCUUGACGCUUUAUCCCAAUGUCAAAGACGAAAAUUCGAUAAAAUUUAAAUCGAGCCUAAAAACCAACGGGUGAUUGCAAAGAGCAAGAAAUUCUCUUUUAAAUGGUAUAUAACAUUGCAGCGAAAUAUAUUAUUUUAUCCGAAGAAUUUAAUUUUAAAGAAAAACCGCCAUGGCUUCAGAGACAACUCGACGCACCAUCGGAUUAAAAAGGAGCAAUAUUUUCCACUAACUGUGAGCAAGUCAUGCAAUGAUGUUGAAUAUUAAUAAUACCAGUGAUAGAUCCGCAGUGUUCUGUAAGAUACGUCGCAUCAGGGAGAAACGAGUGAUUUCUGAGUCAAAAGACAAAAAAAAAAGAAAGAAAAGAACUUACAAUUCCUAAUGUUAGUGUAACUCCUAAUGUUUUUACUUGACGCCGACUUAUUAAACGCGUAAGGUCGAAGCAAGACACUUGUUACAAGAGUUUCGCCGUAGGCAACUGCGAGAGGUUCACGAACAAUGAUCAUGCGAAGAUAUUAAGAAUGAUUUUUCGGGCUUGGAAAUUCUUUUAUUCGCGCAGUGCAUCUUACGAAAUUCCUGUACGCAAAUUUACGUUCGUUCCCACAAUGUAGAGUUUAUAACAAGGACGUGAAUAAAAUUAUUCGUUUGUACACACAGUUUUCUCUUGUAUAAAUUAUAAACGAACGUUAUUGCCGUUCUCAUAAACUGCGAAACACUGUACACGUAAACGUAUCGAAUUAUUUAAGCGUAUGUAUCUCAUCUACUUUUCGUACUUCGAAUGCGACCGUGAUUUCACAGAAACGUGUGAAGAUAUUUCAGCGUGCAACAACACUUACCACGAUUGUUUUUAUGCGAGUUUUGUUAGAACGUGCGUUGGUCGGAAUCUGUUUAACAGCUUUUCGAGAAUUUUUUCGUCGCGUACGAAUACAUAUAUGCGUGAAUUAUUCGUGCCGCGUUUCUCAAGAACGAUGCGCAAUCCGUUUGGAUUUCUUCAUACUCUGCGUAUACUGUAGAGCGGCGGAAGCUGAAAGAAUUCGUGUAAAAGAAAAAAGAAAACCACCCAAGUUAGUUGACCGAAAUGGAUAUUAAAGAGCGAAA
This is a messenger RNA of Hylaeus volcanicus, 5166 nucleotides long. It is a transcript of the gene Naus, whose product is annotated as CTTNBP2 N-terminal-like protein. The record is from RefSeq and is a predicted model, not a curated record. Bases 290 to 2044 code for a protein of 584 amino acids. The transcript is spliced from 8 exons. Lineage: Eukaryota; Metazoa; Arthropoda; Insecta; Hymenoptera; Colletidae.